AUGAUCCGCUCGCGUAUGAAUCAAACUGUGAAUAGGAAGCAAGAUGUUGCGAAGAAUGCCGAUUACGCUAAACCAUCAUUGCGAACAUUUGGAACAACAUUGAUGAAAGAAAAUGCCGCCGAGCCAACACUGAUCUCAAAACAAUCGGCCGGAGAAGUAGUUAAGGAAAUUCCGCGAGCCGUCACCGACAAAGAAGUCAAAUGCCUCGAGUAUUUCAAGGACAUUUGCGCAUAUUUAUUGCAUCACGAGCAAAAAUUCAAGCUCACCGAGGAUUAUCUAGUCGGUGGCGAGCCAACGAACAAGAUGCGCCGAAUGCUUGUCGAUUGGCUCGUGCAGGUCCAUUUGCGAUUCCGGCUCGUUCCUGAGACACUUCAUCUCACCGUGUUCAUUCUCGAUCAAAUGCUCGCUCACAAAAUUGUAGGCAAGGAGAAUCUGCAACUACUUGGAGUCUCCGCCAUGUUCAUCGCCGCCAAGUUCGAGGAGGUCUUCACGCCGGAUAUUUCCGAUUACGAGUUCAUUACGGAAAACUCGGUUUCGAAGAAGCAAAUUCUUCAAAUGGAGCAAAUGAUUUUGAACACUUUGAACUUCGAUCUCUCAGCGCCGUACUCAUUGUCGUUCAAUCGCUUCAUUUCUCGUCUUAUAACUGAAAACGAGUCGCUCAAUGUCGAUCAAAGCAGCUAUUAUUUAGCGUACAAUAUGUCGAAAUACUUUGCGGAACUGGCUCUGUUGGAUUCGAGUAUUGUCACUAUCACUCCGUCUAGAAUUGCAAUGGCAUCGACGGUUAUUUCUUUGAAGUUGUGUGGCUUCAGCAAGGAAAUUGAUGAACAAGUCACUCGCGAAAUAAUUAAGGGAUUCCAAACAACACACGAUGAACUGGAGUAUUGCGUGAAGCUAGUUUCAUCGAUAGCGCUGAAGCAAUUUUCGCAGACGAAAAUGGUUGCGGUUAAGCAAAAGUAUCAGUCGUCAAAGUUUGGGCAAGUUUCGAACAUGAUUAAAGCUGAAGAAAUUGAGAAGCUCAAGGAAUUGUCGGCAUGA
This is a messenger RNA of Caenorhabditis bovis, 1035 nucleotides long. Lineage: Eukaryota; Metazoa; Nematoda; Chromadorea; Rhabditida; Rhabditidae. The record is from the annotation of a GenBank genome assembly.